This is a messenger RNA of Ochlerotatus camptorhynchus, 1040 nucleotides long. RefSeq names its product cleavage and polyadenylation specificity factor subunit 5 (gene Cpsf5). Lineage: Eukaryota; Metazoa; Arthropoda; Insecta; Diptera; Culicidae. Gene Ontology annotation, molecular function: mRNA 3'-UTR AU-rich region binding. Gene Ontology annotation, cellular component: mRNA cleavage factor complex. The record is from RefSeq and is a predicted model, not a curated record. The transcript is spliced from 6 exons. Bases 31 to 723 code for a protein of 230 amino acids.
CUGGCUCCUGUGUGUGAGUGAAAAUCAAAGAUGGCUACCCAGUCCAUAAACAAAACCGGCUCCGGAUGGCCGAAGCGUACCAGCCAGGGCACGAUGAACGACAUCAGCAAACCGCAGACCAACCAGUCCAUGACGCUGAAUAGGACGAUCAAUUUGUAUCCGCUGACAAAUUACACAUUCGGCACAAAAGAACCGUUAUUUGAGAAAGAUCCCUCCGUACCGGCCCGGUUCCAGCGGAUGCGUGAUGAGUUUGAUAAAAUUGGAAUGCGACGUUCGGUGGAAGGAGUGCUGCUGGUCCAUGAACACGGUCUUCCCCACGUUCUGCUGUUACAGUUGGGAACCACUUUUUUUAAACUACCCGGUGGUGAACUGAGCGCCGGAGAGGACGAAGUCGAAGGACUCAAACGAUUACUGACAGAGACUCUAGGCCGGCAGGAUGGCGUCAAGCAGGACUGGAUCGUCGAGGACACUAUCGGCAACUGGUGGCGGCCGAACUUUGAGCCACCGCAGUACCCGUACAUUCCGCCGCACAUUACGAAGCCGAAGGAGCACAAGCGGCUGUUUCUGGUACAACUGCACGAGAAGGCGCUAUUUGCCGUACCCAAGAACUACAAGCUAGUGGCAGCUCCGCUGUUUGAGCUCUAUGACAACUCGCAAGGAUAUGGACCGAUAAUAUCCUCCCUGCCGCAGGCUCUGUGCCGGUUCAACUUCAUCUACAUGUAAGGUGCUGCGAAGCAGCCGAGAGGCAGAUGAGAUCUUUUGGAAACCUGGAUUGAUUCUCACGGCUAAAACAGAUCUCCCUCUUUCCCAAUGCGCCCCGUCGAAGGGUAGCUACUUCCGGGAUGUGUAACGAAGGUGGGAUCCAUCUCUAGUGUAUGCGUGUGUUGACAGUGUUAGUAGUAGUGCUGAAUGAUGCGUUGAUUUUUAAGUAAUAGAACCAGAACAAUCUUUCACCCGAUUGGUCAACGCUGCCGGUAUAUUGGACAAACAGCGUUUGAUAGUACGAUCAUAAAUUAAAGUCAAGAGGAAUUGUACGUCUA